CGGCGGCGGCCCGGCUUCGUGUGGUCCGGGAGGCGGUGGCCGAGCCAAGGGGCUCAAAGACAUUCGUAUCGACGAGGAGGUGAAGAUCGCCGUCAACAUCGCUCUGGAGCGCUUCCGAUAUGGUGACCAGCGAGAAAUGGAAUUUCCUUCUUCUUUGACCAGUACGGAAAGAGCCUUUAUCCACCGACUGAGUCAGUCUCUUGGUUUAGUUUCUAAAAGUAAAGGAAAGGGAGCAAAUAGAUACCUAACUGUGAAGAAGAAAGAUGGAUCAGAAACAGCUCAUGCAAUGAUGACCUGUAAUUUGACUCAUAAUACAAAACAUGCUGUUAGGAGCCUAAUUCAGAGAUUUCCUGUCACCAAUAAAAAGCAUUCUUAACUUCUGCCUAAAACAGAAAGAGGAAAUGUGUUUGCAGUCGAAGCUGAAAACCGAGAAAUGAGCAAGACAAGUGGGCGACUCAACAAUGGCAUACCUCAAGUUCCUGUGAAAAGGGGAGAAUCUGAAUUUGAUUCAUUCAGGCAGUCUUUACCAGUUUUUGAGAAACAAGAAGAAAUAGUUAAAAUAAUAAAAGAAAAUAAAGUAGUUUUGAUUGUAGGAGAAACUGGCUCUGGAAAGACCACACAGAUUCCUCAGUUCCUAUUAGAUGACUGCUUUAAAAAUGGCAUCCCCUGCCGAAUAUUUUGUACUCAACCAAGACGAUUAGCUGCUAUUGCUGUGGCUGAAAGAGUUGCUGCAGAAAGAAGGGAAAGAAUUGGCCAAACAAUUGGUUAUCAGAUCCGAUUAGAAAGCAGGGUUUCUCCAAAGACACUUCUGACAUUUUGCACUAAUGGGGUAUUACUUCGUACGUUGAUGGCAGGCGAUAGUACAUUGUCAACUGUGACCCAUGUCAUUGUGGAUGAAGUGCAUGAAAGGGAUCGAUUCAGUGAUUUUUUACUUACAAAGUUAAGAGAUUUGUUGCAAAAACACCCCACUUUGAAACUAAUCCUUUCUAGUGCUGCCUUGGAUGUGAACCUCUUCAUCAGAUAUUUUGGAAGUUGUCCAGUGAUAUAUAAGGAGAAACAGCAGACCACACUCACAGAAUGGUACUCAGCUCAAGAGAAUACUUUCAAGCCCGAAUCUCAGAGGCAGCGGGCUGUUGCAAGUGUGUCUGAGGAAUAUGAUUUAUUGGAUGAUGGAGGUGAUGCUGUAUUUAGUCAGUUGACAGAAAAAGAUGUGAAUUGCCUUGAACCAUGGUUAAUUAAGGAAAUGGAUGCUUGCCUUUCUGACAUAUGGCUGCAUAAAGAUGUUGAUGCCUUUGCUCAGGUCUUUCACCUUAUUUUAACUGAAAAUGUUAGUGUUGAUUAUAGGCAUAGUGAGACCAGUGCAACAGCUCUGAUGGUUGCUGCAGGACGGGGUUUUACAAGCCAAGUAGAGCAGUUAAUUAGUAUGGGAGCCAAUGUCCACAGUAAAGCAUCAAAUGGCUGGAUGGCUUUAGAUUGGGCUAAGCACUUUGGACAAACUGAAAUUGUGGAUCUUCUAGAAUCUUACAGUGCUUCAUUAGAAUUUGGAAAUCUAGAUGAAAGUUCUUUGGUUCAAACAAACGGAAAUGACCUCAGUGCAGAAGACAGAGAGCUGCUGAAAGCUUACCAUCAUAGUUUUGAUGAUGAAAAAGUAGACUUGGAUUUGAUCAUGCAUCUUCUAUAUAAUAUCUGCCAUAGCUGUGAUGCUGGUGCAAUAUUAAUUUUUCUACCUGGGUAUGAUGAAAUUGUUGGUUUGAGGGAUCGUAUCCUGUUUGAUGACAAGCGGUUUGCUGACAAUACACACAGAUAUCAAGUCUUUAUGCUUCAUUCAAAUAUGCAGACAUCUGAUCAAAAGAAGGUAUUAAAAAAUCCUCCUGCAGGUGUUCGAAAAAUAAUUCUUUCCACCAAUAUUGCUGAAACAAGCAUCACUGUCAAUGAUGUUGUCUUUGUUAUUGAUUCUGGUAAAGUGAAAGAGAAAUCCUUUGAUGCACUGAAUUUUGUUACAAUGUUAAAAAUGGUAUGGAUUUCCAAAGCUAGUGCCAUACAGCGGAAAGGCAGAGCUGGACGAUGUAGACCUGGAAUUUGUUUCCGUCUGUUUAGUAGACUCCGAUUUCAGAACAUGCUGGAAUUUCAGACGCCAGAGCUCUUGAGAAUGCCAUUGCAGGAGCUUUGCUUACAUACUAAGCUGUUAGCCCCAGUUAAUUGUACCAUUGCUGAUUUCCUUAUGAAAGCUCCUGAACCACCUCCAGCUUUAAUUGUAAGAAAUGCUGUUCAGAUGCUUAAGACAAUAGAUGCAAUGGAUGCUUGGGAAGAUCUGACUGAGCUUGGGUAUCAUUUGGCUGAUUUGCCAGUAGAACCUCAUCUUGGUAAAAUGGUCCUGUGUGCUGUUGUUUUAAAAUGUCUGGACCCCAUCCUUACAAUUGCCUGCACUCUAGCUUAUCGAGACCCUUUUGUACUGCCUACCCAGGCCUCUCAAAAACGUGCAGCUAUGCUUUGUAGGAAACGUUUCACUGCAGGGACUUUCAGUGACCACAUGGCACUUCUCAGAGCAUUCCAGGCAUGGCAGAAAGCACGAAGUGAUGGCUGGGAGAGAGCCUUUUGUGAAAAGAAUUUUCUCUCACAAGCCACGAUGGAAAUCAUUAUAGGCAUGAGAACACAGUUGCUUGGUCAGCUUAGAGCAUCAGGUUUUGUUAGAGCACGAGGUGGUGGUGACAUUCGAGAUGUUAACACAAACUCCGAGAACUGGGCCGUUGUUAAAGCUGCAUUGGUAGCAGGCAUGUAUCCUAAUUUAGUCCAUGUGGACAGAGAGAAUGUAGUAUUGACAGGGCCAAAGGAAAAAAAAGUACGAUUUCAUCCCACUUCAGUUCUCAGUCAGCCUCAGUAUAAAAAGAUUCCUCCAGCCAAUGGUCAGGCUGCAGCAAUUCAGGCAUUGCCCACAGAUUGGCUUAUUUAUGAUGAAAUGACCAGAGGCCAUGUUAUUGCUAAUAUCAGGUGUUGUUCAGCAGUGACACCUGUUACUGUUGUGGUGUUCUGUGGACCAGCUAGGCUGGCAAGUAAUGCUCUCCAGGAACCUUCAUCCUUUAGAGCGGAUGGCAUUCCCAAUGAUAGUAGUGACAGUGAAAUGGAGGACAGAACUACUGCUAAUUUGGCUGCUUUGAAACUUGAUGAGUGGCUUAAUUUCAAAUUAGAGCCAGAGGCUGCCAGUUUAUUGCUCCAGCUGAGGCAGAAGUGGCAUAGCUUGUUUUUACGCCGAAUGAGAGCUCCAUCUAAACCUUGGUCUCAAGUUGAUGAAGCUACCAUACGAGCAAUUAUAGCUGUUUUAAGCACUGAAGAGCAGUCUGCAGGUUUACAGCAACCAUCUGGAAUUGGCCAGAGGCCAAGACCCAUGUCUUCAGAAGAACUUCCUUUGGCUUCAUCUUGGAGAUCCAAUAAUAGUAGGAAAAGUUCAGCUGACACCGAGUUUGCUGAUGGAUCCACUACUGCAGAAAGAGUACUGAUGAAAUCUCCAUCUCCAGCCUUACAUCCACCUCAGAAGUACAAAGACAGAGGAAUUUUACAUCCUAAGCGGAGCACUGAUGACCGAUCAGAUCAAUCAUCUGUGAAAUCUACAGACAGCAGCAGUUACCCAAGUCCUUGUGCUAGUCCCUCUCCUCCGUCCUCAGGGAAGGGUUCAAAAUCUCCUUCACCAAGACCAAACAUGCCUAUUCGUUACUUCAUAAUGAAGAGUAGCAAUCUGAGAAACCUUGAAAUUUCUCAACAGAAGGGUAUCUGGUCUACAACCCCUAGUAAUGAGCGGAAGCUAAACCGAGCCUUUUGGGAGAGCAGCAUGGUUUACUUGGUAUUUUCUGUUCAAGGAUCUGGACAUUUCCAGGGAUUCUCUAGGAUGUCUUCUGAGAUAGGAAGGGAGAAGAGCCAGGACUGGGGAUCAGCUGGACUAGGCGGAGUAUUUAAAGUGGAGUGGAUACGCAAAGAAAGCCUACCCUUUCAGUUUGCACACCAUUUACUCAAUCCUUGGAAUGACAACAAGAAAGUACAGAUAAGCAGAGAUGGGCAGGAGCUAGAGCCUCAGGUUGGUGAACAGUUGCUCCAGUUAUGGGAACGCCUUCCAUUGGGAGAAAAAACUCCAGCUGAUUGACAUUGACAUUCAGAACUCCUGGAUGUGGAAGAACAUUAUUCCUGUUGUAACUACUGAAUGCACUGACUUGUUUAAGCCUUGGUGAGGUGUUGUAUGUCAUGAGUGGGUUCUGUAGCUUAGAGUGUUACUACCGAAUCAUCAUUUUCAUUUAGAGGAAAAGAUCAUUUACAUUUUUGUAGUGAUUGUAGGCAGUGAUUAUAUAAUGUUAAUGAUAUGUUUCUGAUGUACAAAAUAGCAAUUUUGAUGUUUGAUACAACAGCACUUAAUUUGUAAUAUUUCUUUAAAACAUUCUGUUGAUGAUGACAAACUUUUUGGAUUUUUUUGUUUAUUUGUUUGUUUGUUUGGGUUUUUUGUUUGUUUGUUUUUGUUUUUCCAGACAGAAUUUCUUUGGGUAGCCUUGGCUGUCCUGGAACUAGCUCUGUAGACCAGGCUGGCCUGGAACUCAGAAAUCUGCCUGCUGCCUCCGCCUGAGUGCUGGGAUUAAAGGCAUAUGCUACCACCUCCCAGUGAUGCCAAACUCUUAAUUGCUGACUGUUUAAUUUGGGAAAGGCAUGGAUAUAUCAGUACAUCUAAACACCCUUCUAGAAGAGUCAGCUUUUAGGUUUAUCAUUAAGCAACAAAAAAAAAAAAAGAAAGAAAGAAAGGAAGGAAGAAAGAAAAGAAAUAAUAAAACCCUAAAAGUUUAAGUUAUCUCUUGAAGAACUAGUGUAUUUAUAAGGGCUAUUCAUUUUGUUAUUUUAACCUGAGAUAUAGAAAGAAAAAAAAAAACAGAAGGAAUGCCACUUUUCUCUGAUUACAGAAUGAGAUAAGAUCUGAAGAAAGGUAGUUUCUCUUUGCCUUUGAUUAGACCAGUGCUUAAUUUUAUUCCUGGUCCUGACUCUUUUAGCUAAUGUACGGUAUACUCAUUCUUUUUUUCUUCCCAUGAAACAACCUUCACAUAAUUAUUACCAUUAUGACCUCUUUGUUUUACUAUAGAAACACAGUUUAGCAAAACUAAAAUUUAUGAAAACUCAUACAAGUUUUUAAAAAAAUGUUCAUCGGUUGUUGGUAGCUUGGUUGCUAUAUUAUCUGUGAAACUAAAGCUCACAAGGACCACAAUUCUUUGUCUUCUUCCAUUUAGUUUUCAAUCUUUGUUCCUCUCCUAUGUUUUAUAUAAAUGGGGCAUUUAUUGUUGUAAGUCUGUGAAUGCCAAGUCUCAUGUUUCUUUACCAUCUCAGAGUAACUGUUUGACGUCUUUCCUAUCACUGGUUAAAGGUUUCCUUACGGACUUUUUAGAGAGAGUAGAAGUACAGGAUAGAAACAAUAGAAAUGUCUGUGUUACUGAGCUCUAAAUAGAGCAAUCCUGACAGUUCUUUUCAUGGCCUUUGAGUCAUUGUUAUAAAAUGAAUUUAAAGUUGAAAAGAAAACAAAAGUCUGGUUCUAUAUUUGAGAACAAAGAUUUGAAAAAUCAUGGAUCAGCAUGAAGUCUUGAGAGCUUUUCUACUUUCUCUGAGAAAACGUAUUGGUGCAUUGCUUUAAGAUAUCCGCUGUGACUUUUGCCUGUACUAGAAAUUGUGAUAUAUAGAUAAAUAUAUAAUAUAUGAAUGCAUACAUGUGCACACACACACACACUCAUUCACCCACUCACUCACACACUUGGAUACAUACCUGUAACCUGAGCCAAAGUGAAUUAUGCUUCAUUGUAUGUGUAUUACAUUUCUUUUCCUAUUCAAAAAACUUACAGUUUUCCUGAUAAUGUAUACUUUUUUUUAGGUGUAUAUGUAGAAGUUUUCAAGAUUCCAAAUUUGAAAGGACUUUUAAAACAUAAAACUUGUUUAAAUUUUCAUCUGUUUUGUAAUAUCUAGCCUUGUAAAUAAAUGAUGUGUUUGUUAGUAGAGUGAAUAUAAUUUGAAUGUAAUUAAAAUGCUGUCUUUUGGAGAAAUGAAUUUAAAUAUACUUAUUAAAUGAAAUUCUAUGAAGUUA
Messenger RNA from Cricetulus griseus (Chinese hamster), 6094 nucleotides. NCBI's taxonomy places the organism in Eukaryota, Metazoa, Chordata, Mammalia, Rodentia, Cricetidae. The record is from RefSeq and is a predicted model, not a curated record.